AUGGCGGCUGACAGCCCUAAAACUCCCAGAGUCUCCUAUGCAGCUGCUCUCUCUGACGCCUCUCCCCUUCCUUUUGCCAUUGACAAUCUACUUGCUCCCUAUGUGGAGGAGGGUUUGAUAUCCAUCAAAAUUUCUGAGGAACCUUUCCUCCGAGGGCUCGAAAGUUGCAAAAACAACUUGGUGGGUCGUGUAACGUCCCCUAUCAAGACGUUGGAUCUGGUGCAACAACUGAAAAAAGGUUGGUCGGCGCUGAACGAAUGGAUUGCUGCGCCGCUUGGAAAAGGGUUCUUUAUGCUUCAGUUUAAAACCCUAGCUGAUAUGCAGCGUGUAUGGGCAAUGGGUUCAAUCCAACUUCAACAGGGAAUGCUCCGACUUAUCAGAUGGUCGCCGUCUUUCUCUCCUUCAACCUAUAAGAAUACCUUUGCACAAGUCUGGGUUCGGUUUUGGGACUUGGGUUUUGCUUUCUGGGAUCAUCAAACCCUAUUUGAAAUUGCUUCAGGAGUUGGCACGCCAUUGAAACUAGAUCCCCGUACAAAGAACUGUACUAUUGGUUUGUACGCCAGAAUUCUUGUGGAUGUGGACUUUUCACAACCUCCUCCGGAUAAACUCCGAAUCACUAGGGCUAAUGGUGAAGUGGUAGUCAUUGGUGUUGAAUUCGAAUCUGUGCCGGUGAUUUGCAGUAAAUGUGGAAUUGUUGGCCAUGCUGCUACUUCUUGUCGUGCUAUGGUGAAUGUGGAGGCUGAUCCCAGUGUCCCAAAUGAGCGAGGACGCUCUGUGUUACCAGUGCAUGUGAUAACAGCAAGGCCUGACGAUGCUGCUGUUCCAGAGUCGGCUACAAUGCAGGUGGUAGUACUAGUACCGAAGACAGUGCUCAUCGAUACGCCCAUGACGGUUACAGUCCAACCAUCUGACCAUUGUCCCUUUGCCCGUAUCCCAGAACACAUUGGACUGGAAACUAUGCCGUCUACAGCACCCAUGCAGACACAAACAAAGGUUAGACCAAUGCAGCAAGUGGACGAAGCUCAGGCUUCCUCCUCACUUAGUGUGCCUCCAGGUUUUCAGAAACCUCUGUUGGGAAAAGAACAAGAGAUUAUUCCAUCAGAUAAAGUGAGUUAUGCUGGUGUUAACAGGGUUGACUUGGAGGAAGGAGAGUUCACUCCAGUCGUCUCCAAGAAAAAUAAAAAGAUGCUUAAGCAAGCUGCAACUUUGAAGCCUAAGGCAGCAACACGUAAAAUUCAGUUAGGGUGUGCUCUCUACAAGGGGGAAAAACAAAAGCUUUAUCAAUGA
Molecule: messenger RNA, 1287 nt
Organism: Rosa chinensis
Lineage: Eukaryota; Viridiplantae; Streptophyta; Magnoliopsida; Rosales; Rosaceae
Exons: 2
Coding region: 1-1287 (428 amino acids)
Source: RefSeq, a predicted model, not a curated record